Molecule: messenger RNA, 931 nt
Organism: Diospyros lotus (date-plum)
Lineage: Eukaryota; Viridiplantae; Streptophyta; Magnoliopsida; Ericales; Ebenaceae
Product: protein SRG1-like
Exons: 3
Coding region: 1-804 (267 amino acids)
Source: RefSeq, a predicted model, not a curated record
AUGCCUUCACAAUUUCUGGACGAGGUGAGGGAAGUCAUCCAAGAAUUCUUCAAGCUGCCAGGGGAAGAGAAGAGCAAGUACUCUCGGGCCGCCGGCGAGUCUGAAGGCUAUGGACAGGACAAAGUCGUCUCGGAGAAGCAGGUUCUCGACUGGUGUGACCGGUUAUCCCUCAGGAUCUAUCCGGAAGAUCAGAGGAAACCAAAGCUCUGGCCGGAAAAACCAGAAGAUUUUAGAGAGAAAAUUGUGGAAUUCGCAGCAAAUAUCAAGUCUGUAAUGGUUAUUAUAUUCAAAGCCAUGGCAAGGUCACUGAAAUUGGAGGUGGAUAGCUUCUCAAAGCAGUUUGGGGAAAGAGCAAUCAUGCAAGGAAGGUUUAUCCUCUACCCACCAUGUCCAACACCGGACCAAGUAUUUGGGCUUAAAGCUCAUUCGGACAGAUCAGGGAUGACCAUUCUGUUGCAAGACAGGCAAGUUCAAGGCCUGCAAGUUCUGAAAGAUGAUAAAUGGCUCACUGUCCCCAUAAUUCCUUAUGCCCUUUUCGUCAACCUUGGUGAUCAAAUGCAGAUAAUGAGUAAUGGAAUAUUCAAGAGCCCAAUGCACAGAGUGGUGACAAACCCUAAAAGGGGGAAGAUAACAGUUGCUAUUUUCAAUGAGCCAGAGCCAGAAAAUGAGAUUGGACCUGUUGAAAGUUUGGUGGAUGAGAAAAGACCAAGAUUAUACAAAUCAGUCAAGAAUUAUGCUAAUUUUAAUUAUGAAUGCUUCCAAAAAGGCCUGGUAGCUCUUGAUGCGCCAAAAUUUAAUCACUGAAAUACUGUAAGUUAUGGUUACUUGGGUGCAUGUCAAAAAUAAAAAAUGCAAUUAUACAAUGUUAUCUAUUCUCAACUAUAAGAGCUACGCAUAUAUAUGUUAAAAAAAAAGAUUAGUUGAGUUUUGA